AUGGAGAUAAUCGCAGCCGGUGUGAACAGACAACUUGCGCCUCUCAUACCUGAGUUGUGUAAAGCACUCUUUGAAAAGAGAAAGAAAACAGCUAGCCAAACGCCCUCUGGUGCAUCUAGCAAAGAUUCGGACAAGGUUGACAGGAACUCAGCGGUGGUGAAUGCGGUGCGCAAGAGAGACAAGGCGUGUCGAGUGUCUGGAAUCCCAGCAGUUGACCGGAAACGCGGCCGCAAUUUUACUGAAUUUCAUGUUGCACAUGUCAUACCUCUCUUCGCCACAGGGAUGAUAGUCAACAGCCCGCUGGGUACACAGCUUUCAAUCACUAGUCCCACAGACAUUGACGUGCCCACGAACGCGAUGCUGAUGAGAGCUGAUAUCCACGCUCUCUUCGACGAUUAUCAAUUUGGGAUCGAUGCCAUGACUUCAAUGUUGUACCGCUUUGAAAAGAGUGGUGCACCUUUCCUGGAAGGCCGGCACACAAUGGCCAUUCCUUUGGGAACCACUGGCUUGGCCGCCGAGCCUGAAGUGAGGAGGGAAUACCUCAGAGAUCACUUCAGAACCUGUCUGCUUUGGCACUUCAAAGGUGGAGGACAGAAGGCUCGACCGAAUCCCACUAUCGUGAGUUAA
Gloeophyllum trabeum ATCC 11539 is the source of this 627-nucleotide messenger RNA. RefSeq lists its product as uncharacterized. Bases 1 to 627 code for a protein of 208 amino acids. NCBI's taxonomy places the organism in Eukaryota, Fungi, Basidiomycota, Agaricomycetes, Gloeophyllales, Gloeophyllaceae. The transcript has 4 exons. The record is from RefSeq and is a predicted model, not a curated record.